CUAACCCAAAACGAGAGCAGCAUGUAACAGAAUAAGUGGGCGAAGGCCGUCUUAUGAAGCAGCAGUUCAAAACCGCUCGGAUUACCUCCCUAACUCGUGCAUCUCUCCUUAGGCCAGGGGCAUCAACCACCAGAGAGGAAUAGGAGAUUUGCCUUCCAUCCUCCACAAUUUGGCCCGCCGCCAAGCUUUCGCGCUACUCCACGCUCGCUCGGCAUGACCAGCCUGGAUACUCCAGAUCCACCGCUGGCUCUCCCAAACACAUCACAUCCUACCCAUGACUUUCCGCUCAAAACCUUCUUCAACCCUCCUUCCUCAUCCAACUCCGACUCCGAUAGCGAAUGCGUACGUGACCCUCCUCGCGCGAACUUCGCAAUAGUGCGUCCUUCGAUCCACAUCAGUAUGGAUGACAACAAGCCUGUUACUCAUACACGUCGACGCUCAACCUCAACCUCAUUAGUUGGAACUUCAGGUCCAUCGAAAGACAAGAAAGAUACGAAAAAGCACGGCAAGCCGCAGUCCGACAACAUCCCUGAGGAGCAAGGGGCUUCCGACUCCGAGUCUACGGAUAAGACUGACAGCGACGACCUCGAACUCGACGACAUGAGCGCGGAUGGCUUGGAAGACGACGAGGAGACCGGUUUGACUGGGAGAGACAGGAGGCGGAGGAGGAGAAGGAAGAGAAAAAACACUUUGCUGGACCAAAGAAUCAUCCCAGACGGCAAGCUGACCAAGGAGGAGGAGAAGGCUGCAAAUCAGACAUUGAUUCGAUCUAUGGUGAUCAAUGCUGUAUUGAUCGGUCUUUGGUACACCUUCUCCAUCUCCAUCUCAGUGUACAAUAAGUGGAUGUUCAAGGAGGAGAAGGAGGACGGGGAGUCCCAUAAUAUCUUCCCGUUCCCGCUCUUUACCACGUGUCUACAUAUGAUAGUCCAGUUUUCACUCGCGUCUCUGGUUCUCUACGUGGUACCUUCGUUACGCCCCCGCCACGACUCUCUCAGUUCAAACGAACCCGGAACUCGAGCGGAGACUGUCGAUUAUAACAAGCCGUUAAUGACGAAAUGGUUCUACUUCUCUCGUCUCGGGCCAUGCGGUGCGGCCACUGGCAUGGACAUUGGCCUGGGAAACACAAGUCUAAAGUUCAUAUCUCUGACUUUCUUUACAAUGUGCAAAUCUUCCGCUCUUGGCUUCGUGCUAAUCUUCGCGUUCCUUUUCCGACUCGAAAAACCAUCCUGGAGGCUUGUUAUCAUAAUUGGUGUUAUGACGAUGGGUGUGGUCAUGAUGGUCGCUGGCGAAACUGCAUUUGAUGCCCGCGGUUUUAUUCUCGUCAUGGCUUCGGCCUGUUCCUCCGGCUUCCGUUGGUCGCUCACCCAAAUCCUCCUUCUCCGCAAUCCAGCCACCGCGAAUCCAUUUUCCUCAAUCUUCUUUCUGGCGCCCGUCAUGUUCCUCAGUCUAUUCGUUUUAGCCGUUCCGGUAGAAGGGUUUCCAGCGCUUCUUGAAGGUCUUUCGAAGCUGUUCGACAACAAAGGCACUUUCCUCGGCAUCGGCAUCCUUAUUUUUCCCGGAGUACUCGCAUUUCUCAUGACGGCCUCCGAAUUUGCCCUACUAAAGCGGACGAGCGUCGUCACUCUUAGCAUUUGUGGUAUAUUCAAAGAGGUGGUAACUAUUACUACCGCAAACCUUGUCUUCCACGACCCACUGACACCGAUCAACCUGACCGGUCUUCUCGUCACUAUCAUCAGUAUUGGCGCUUACAACUAUUUCAAGAUCCAGAAAAUGCGCGAUGAUGCUAGGAAUAAGGUGCAUUUGGCGAAUCAAGAAUAUGCGCCAGUCGAUACCCAAGACCCAGACCGCAAUCCGCGAGCCGAGGUACAUACCAGUUCACUGCUACGCAGCAGUUUACAGCUAAACUCAGGGACUGCUGCAUCUCAGGCACCUGUUGCCGAAGGCCCGUCUAGAGCUUCUCCAGUAAAAAGACCAGAAGACCUGGAAUGA
Molecule: messenger RNA, 1989 nt
Organism: Periconia digitata
Lineage: Eukaryota; Fungi; Ascomycota; Dothideomycetes; Pleosporales; Periconiaceae
Source: the annotation of a GenBank genome assembly